AUGCACUUGCUGGGCUUCUUCUCUCUGGCGUGUUCCUUGCUCGCCGCUGCGCUGCUCCCGGGUCCGCGCGACGCGCCCGCCGCCGCCGCCGCCGCCUUCGAAUCGGGACUCGGCUUCUCCGACGCGGAGCCGGACGCGGACGAGGCCCAGGCGUAUGCAGGCAAAGAUCUGGAGGAACAGUUGCGGUCAGUGUCCAGUGUAGAUGAGCUCAUGACCGUACUCUACCCAGAAUAUUGGAAAAUGUACAAGUGUCAAUUAAGGAAAGGCGGCUGGCAGCGUUAUAAAGAACAGCCCAACAUCAAUGCAAGAACAGAAGAGACUGUAAAAUUUGCUGCAGCAUAUUAUAAUGCAGAGAUCUUGAAAAGUAUUGAUAAUGAGUGGAGAAAAACUCAGUGCAUACCACGUGAGGUGUGUAUAGAUGUGGGGAAGGAGUUUGGAGCAGCAACAAACACCUUCUUUAAACCUCCAUGUGUGUCCGUCUACAGAUGUGGAGGUUGCUGUAACAGCGAGGGCCUACAGUGCAUGAACACCAGCACAAGCCACCUCAGCAAGACGUUGUUUGAAAUUACAGUGCCUCUCUCUCAAGGCCCCAAACCAGUAACAAUCAGUUUUGCCAAUCACACUUCCUGCCGAUGCAUGUCUAAACUGGACGUUUACAGACAAGUUCAUUCCAUUAUUAGACGUUCCCUGCCAGCAACACUACCACAGUGCCAAGCUGCAAACAAGACUUGCCCCACAAAUUACAUCUGGAAUAAUCACCUCUGCAGAUGCCUGGCUCAGCAAGAUUUUAUUUUUUCCUCAAAUUCUGGAGAUGACUCUGCAGAUGGAUUCCAUGACAUCUGUGGACCCAACAAGGAGCUUGAUGAAGAAACGUGUCAGUGUGUCUGCAAAGGGGGGCUCCGGCCUUCCAGCUGUGGGCCUCACAAAGAACUAGACAGAAACUCAUGCCAGUGUGUCUGUAAAAACAAACUUUUACCCAACUCAUGUGGGGCCAACAGAGAAUUUGAUGAAACCACAUGCCAGUGCAUAUGCAAAAGAACCUGCCCAAGAAAUCAACCCCUAAACCCUGGAAAAUGUGCCUGUGAAUGUACAGAAAAUUCACAGAAAUGCCUCUUAAAAGGAAAGAAAUUUCAACAUCAAACAUGCAGUUGUUACAGAAGACCGUGUACAAAUCGACCAAAGCAUUGUGACCAAGGACUUAUAUUUAGUGAAGAAGUAUGUCGUUGUGUCCCUUCAUACUGGAAAAGACCGCAUAUGAACUAAGACUGUACUAUUUUCCAGUUUGUCAGUUUUCUGUCUUGGAAAACUGUGUUGCCACAUUAGAACUGUCUGUGAACAGAGAGACCUUUGUGGGACCAUGGAGAGCAAGACAGAAGUCAGCGUUUGCUGACCUGUGUGGAUAACUCUACAGAAAUGGACUGGAGCUCGUCUGCAAAAGACCUCUUUUAAUGACUGGUUUUUCUGCCAAUGACCAGACAGCUGAGGUUUUUCUCUUGUGAUUAAAAAAAAAUAAUAAUGACUAUAUAAUUUAUUUCCACUAAAAAUAUUGUUUCUGCAUUCAUUUUAUAGCAAUAACAAUUGGUAAAGCUCACUGUGAUCAAUAUUUUUAUAUCAUGCAAAAUAUGUUUAAAAUAAAAUGAAAAUUGUAUUA
Molecule: messenger RNA, 1651 nt
Organism: Callorhinus ursinus (northern fur seal)
Lineage: Eukaryota; Metazoa; Chordata; Mammalia; Carnivora; Otariidae
Gene: VEGFC
Product: vascular endothelial growth factor C
Biological process (GO): sprouting angiogenesis; positive regulation of angiogenesis; positive regulation of endothelial cell proliferation
Cellular component (GO): membrane
Molecular function (GO): chemoattractant activity; vascular endothelial growth factor receptor 3 binding; growth factor activity
Source: RefSeq, a predicted model, not a curated record